Messenger RNA from Lecanosticta acicola, 2004 nucleotides. The record is from the annotation of a GenBank genome assembly. NCBI's taxonomy places the organism in Eukaryota, Fungi, Ascomycota, Dothideomycetes, Mycosphaerellales, Mycosphaerellaceae.
AUGGCCUGGCUGGAGCGCUUCGCCGUGCAGUCUCGCGAGCCAACGCCUUCGCCUACUCCUAGUCGGACUUUCUCUCCUGCUCCGAGACGAUCCAUACAGCUAGGGCCGAGCACGCUUCCUCGACGUCCUGGGCUCCAGCCUAGAACGUCCUCGCUCUCACUUGCUUCUGUCACCGGAUCGACUGAGAGCUUGCCCGCAGCAGCCAGAGUUCCCCAUGGCUCGAAUUUGAAGAAUCAGCUGGCAGAGUCUUUUGGGCCAGAUGCACCAGACCCACUGCAAGUCUUGGAGGGUAUAGUUGGAAAGAUCAAGCCACCAGAUGCUACGAAAGAUCCAUGGGAAGGUGUCGAUACCGCUACAAUCGCAGGGGAACUCGACUUCGGUUCACUGAGUUUGGAAGAGUUUGUCAACGCGGAGGUAGAUGCGGCCGCCAGCGACAAAGAUGGCAUCAAAGAGAUCGCAGCGUUGCACGAUUUUGAGAAGGAUAGAGACAAGUUCGAAGACCUUCACAAAUCCAUUCUCGCUUGCGACGAGGUACUCAAGUCUGUGGAAUCCUACCUGACCAGCUUCCAAGCCGAGUUAGCAGCAGUAUCAACUGAGAUCGAAUCUUUACAGAAUCGCUCAACGGAUCUGAACAACAAGCUGCAAAACAGGAAGGCGGUGGAGAAAGUGCUUGGUCCCGAGGUCGAAGCCUUUAGCAUACCUCCAGCUGUUGUUCGAAAGAUCACAGAAGGUGCUGUUGACGAGCAGUGGAUCAAAUCGCUCCACGAACUUGAAAAGCGUUCCCGGUCCAUUGACGCCAAGAUCAAAGAGGGCAAAGAUAUAAAAGCCGCUCAAGACAUUCAGCCUUUCAUUCAGGAUCUGUCCUCAAAAGCCGUCGAGCGAAUUCGGGACUAUGUUGUUGCUCAAGUCAAAGCAUUACGAUCACCCAGCAUCGACGCGCAGAUCAUCCAACAGAACAGCUUUCUGCGGUAUAAAGAUGUGUUCGCGUUCCUUGCUAGACAGCAACCGAGUCUGGCCGAGGAGAUCUUGCAAGCUUAUAUCAACACCAUGCGAUGGUAUUAUGUCCACAACUUCAUGAGAUACAAGACUGCCAUGGAGAAGCUUACUGUUCAUGUCAUUGACCAAACGGAAGUCAUUGCCGGAGAGCCUGGAGUGAGGAGAGGCAAGAAUGGUGCAACAUAUGACGCAUUUUCAAUUGGUCGACGUGCAGAGAUACUUCGAACAUCCAAUAAAGCUGCACUGCCUUCCUUCGCAGCAGAGGAUGACAAAGGCACACAUUACUUGGAGGUGCCUUUUCGCGCGCUGAACUUAGCUCUGGUCGAUAACGCUUGCGCGGAGUACUCUUUCUUGACCGAGUUCUUCUAUAAGCAGCCCUUUCAAACUACAAAUCGAAAGUUCAACGAGAUCUUUCAACCAACCUUCGAACUGGGUUACGCGUUGACCAAGGAGCUUAUCGAGCAGACGUUCGACGCAAUGGGCAUCCUGACUUGCGUUCGUCUUACGCAGCACUUUGCCUUCGAGCUGCAACGUCGGAAGGUACCUGUUGUUGAAGGCUAUAUCAAUGGCACAAAUAUGCUGCUAUGGCCGCGCUUCCAACAGAUCAUCGACGCGCAUUGCGAAUCGAUACGAAAGAUCACUGCUUCAUUGUCUGGUAAGCCAGCGGGGUCUGCUCUGACCCUGACUUCUUCUUCGCAGGCCCAGACGACAGCGCCUCACCCGCUGACGCAGCGCUUCGCCAACUUCGUGCAGGGUAUACUUGCGCUGAGCACGGAGGCUGGAGAUGACGAACCGGUCUCAAACAGCCUUGGAAGACUGCGCGGCGACUUUGAGGCUUUCUUGCUGAAGCUGAGCAAAGGCACAGCGGAGGUGAGGAAGCGAGAGCGUUUCUUAUACAAUAACUACUCGCUCGUCUGUACCAUUAUUGCCGAUACCGAAGGCAAGUUGGCCGAUGAAUUGAGAGGGCAUUUUGCGGACUUGAGAGACGCAUUGAAUGUAGAUUCGUAA